Molecule: messenger RNA, 693 nt
Organism: Syzygium oleosum
Lineage: Eukaryota; Viridiplantae; Streptophyta; Magnoliopsida; Myrtales; Myrtaceae
Product: annexin-like protein RJ4
Exons: 5
Coding region: 1-693 (230 amino acids)
Cellular component (GO): cytoplasm
Molecular function (GO): calcium-dependent phospholipid binding; calcium ion binding
Source: RefSeq, a predicted model, not a curated record
AUGGGUGAAAAUGUCAAAGAUAAACCGGCGUGGGUACGCAUCAAGCGAUAUGUCUCCCUCUUUUAUGGUAUAUAUAAAGCUAGCUAUACAGAUCCACAUGAUGAUGAUGGUGAAGAAAACGCUUUUGGCAAUGUCACAAGACUAGCAAGAGAACUGACCGAUUUUGGCGUGGAAGACGAAAGCGGUGUACCGUUGGAUACCGGACUGGUUGAUUGGGAGGCUGUGUUUGCAAAUGUGGCUCUAAAGAAAGCAAGUCCUAAUUACCAUGUGCUCAUAGAGAUUUCUUGCAUUCAUUCCCCUGAUGAGCUUUUGGAGCUCUUGGUUGGUUUAGUGAGUGUGUAUAGGUACGAAGGAGAAGAGAUCAAUGUGAGAAUAUACUGGCUGAAACAUCCCGAUGACUUCUUGGUGGCAGUGCGCACGGCGGUUCGGUGCCUGAAUGAUCCCAAAAAGUACUUUGAAGAGAUUAACCAAUUAUGUCAAGCACGGGUCUUGUGCAAUGCAAUCAAGAGGGCUGGGAUGGAUGAGGAUGCACUGAUUCACGUGAUCGUGACUAGGGCGCAGAAGGAACUGAAGGAGAUCAAGGAGGAGUAUUACAAGAAAAGCAGUGUGUCGCUUGACCAAGCAGUGGCCAGGGACACCUCAAGGAAUUGCAAGGCCUUCUUGCUCAUCACUCUCCUGGGCAAGGAAGAGUGA